Orbicella faveolata is the source of this 667-nucleotide messenger RNA. Its product is annotated as proteasome subunit alpha type-7-A-like. The record is from RefSeq and is a predicted model, not a curated record. Lineage: Eukaryota; Metazoa; Cnidaria; Anthozoa; Scleractinia; Merulinidae.
UUGCAGGCAAAUGCCAUUGGCCGCAGUGCAAAAACUGUUCGUGAAUUUUUAGAGAAGCACUACACAGAUGAAGUAGCAGAUUCUGAUGAUGAGACAAUUAAACUAGCCAUUAAAGCUUUACUUGAGGUGGUGCAAUCAGGAGGGAAGAAUAUUGAACUUGCUGUAAUGAGGAAAGGAGAAACUCUAAAGAUAUUGCAACCAGAUGAGGUAGAUAAAUUUGUGGAAGUUAUUGAGAAAGAAAAAGAAGCAGAGGCUGAAAAGAAGAAGAAAGAAAAAGCCACAGGAUCUGCCAAAUAAAACUCUGUGAACCGUUUCUCUCACUAAUCUUGAACUCUGCCAACCUGACCUCGUUUUCGUCAUUUUUGUACUUAACUCUUGUUGCUAGUAAUGAAGGCACCAUGUGUUAUAAAUAACCCGUGAAAAAAAUCACAGUACUUGUCAAUCAAUCAAGGUGUCAACACUCAAAGCUUUUCAUUCACUGUGAAGUGAUGCUGUGGCUUGAUACGAUGAUGCAGGUUUGCAUUUUAGUUAAAAUCUUCAAACACGCACAUGGACUGGAAGCGUGUUGCUCAAGCUUACAAUGUAGCUCGAAUUCCUUUUCAAUGUUGUAAAGCACUUUAGGACGAAAUUUCUGAGAAAUUGUCAAUACAUCAUAAAACUAGUCAUU